Haliotis rubra (blacklip abalone) is the source of this 993-nucleotide messenger RNA. Its product is annotated as SH3 domain-binding glutamic acid-rich-like protein 3. The transcript has 4 exons. NCBI's taxonomy places the organism in Eukaryota, Metazoa, Mollusca, Gastropoda, Lepetellida, Haliotidae. Gene Ontology annotation, cellular component: cytoplasm. The coding region runs from base 111 to 425 and encodes 104 amino acids. The record is from RefSeq and is a predicted model, not a curated record.
UAGGUCGUCUGUCAGGCGUGAGAGGACACUGGGUCUUUGUUGACAUCCAUAGACGGCGAAUAUUGUCGACGAGCGCGGUGUGGAUAAUACUGUUCCAUCUUAAACUUAAAAUGUCGAGCGAAGACGCACAGAUCAGGGUUUAUACCACUUCCAUGUCUGGGAAGUCAAAUAUUGUGACCCAACAAAACAAGAUCGAGCAGGUGCUUGAAGCCAAGAGAGUGAACUUCAUUAAGAUCGACAUUGCUUCCAACGCUGAGUCCAAGGAAGAGAUGCGGACCAUCAUGGGGGACGACCAUGGACUUGCCCCUCAAAUCUGUAACGGAAACGUUUAUUGUGGAAAUUACGAAACGUUUGCUGAAGCAAACGAAGUAGGCGAGCUGUUUGACUUCUUGAAACUCCCGAACCCCGUCAAAGAACAAAGCUAAGACACUGAGAUUUUUAUUAUCCGGAUUUGAUGCAAUACUGAAUUCAAAACAGAUCCAGUUGAAACUAGGCGAGAACGGCACCCUGAAUGUAGGAACUGCUCGGACAUGCCUUCGUCGCCACUUAGAUGUCACGUGACAGCGUUUGUACUUGUAUAUAUAUACCUUCCUCUUUACUAUUAAAGGGUAUUUUCUGUUGUAUCUUGUAUUGUCAGAUGUAAAGCCUAUUUUGUUACAACUUUCAAACAUCAUUUAUUGUCCAUAAGAAUAUAUUUAUAUUUGUACAUGUUCUGAGUUCACGCAAAAAUAUAUGGCGAUGUAAAUGGUAGACUAGUUUGAAUUUAGAUAAUCAAAAUAGAAGAGUGCCAGUAUAAGCUAGUAUUCAAAAUGUCAUUAUAAAUCCAGUUCAUAAUUAUACAAUGAGGUGACAUGCUGUUUUUGGUGUGGUUAUCUCCCUUUCUUCUUUCAAUGUUCACGGCUAACUCCGGUAGAUGAUGCAAAACUAGCCCAGUUUCCUGUGUAUGCUGCGCUAGCGCUUCACUGCGCAGCAUAUACAUGUAACCAAACAGAU